This is a messenger RNA of Suillus plorans, 300 nucleotides long. RefSeq lists its product as uncharacterized. The transcript has a single exon. The record is from RefSeq and is a predicted model, not a curated record. NCBI's taxonomy places the organism in Eukaryota, Fungi, Basidiomycota, Agaricomycetes, Boletales, Suillaceae. The annotation marks the transcript as partial.
UUCUUGCUAAUAGGUGGUUUCAUGUCCUAUGUGGACAGGAAACCCCACCGCAUACUACGGCCUGACGAGGUUCUCGAGCUGAUACGUGCCAGGUGUAUUGAUGCACCCACCCUAAUGGCAACGCAGUUCAGCAAUAAGAAAAACGGAAAUAGGAUGGAAAGUAUGCUUCAGGUGGCCUGGUUUGUUCUGCAGCUCAUUACCCGCGUCAUCCAUCAUCUCAAGAUCACCGAACUCGAACUUGCAGUGGGGAUAAUCGCUUUGGUUCUCAACUUCUUGACCUACGCUGUGCGGUGGAAUAAG